AAGUAUCUUUUAUUUUUUACAUUACCGAUUGGCAUUACAUGUCUUUCUGGAAGGAUCUGUAACACUCUUAAAGGUCUAAAGCUAAAGGGAACACUCAAAUAAAAUCACAUUAUUUUUUCUGUAGAUUAUUUUUUAAUCUUUGGUCUAAGAAAAAAAAAAGGCGAACAAAUUAGUUUUUGUAUUGAAAAGAGACAGACAAAAUAUGGACGAUUCACCGAUAUGUACCAAACGUAUCAAACUAGCAGACCCAGCAGACAAAGCUGAAGACAGAGCAACGGAUGUACAAUCUCAAGACGAGAGUGAUGGCAAGUCUGUUGUAUUUAAGCAGCACCCAGCUUUAGAAGACCAAGGUAAACAUGAAAUUGAAGUCCUAGACAAGGAUUACGAGUCUGCCAUAUCAUGGAAGACAUGCACUAAAAAUCCUGGACACUUUGAUUUCAUCCCAACUGCAAAAUUUUCACAGGAAAACUUACCGGAGAAAUUUAGAGACGAGGAUAUCUACCAGUUUAUCAAGUCCUGGGCCUUGCUGACCGUCAGGUUGGUCACUACAUUCGUCAGCAGAGAUCGUACUGAGAAAUCUCCCUUCUUUAGUAGUAGAGGCACAUAUUUCCCGAGAACAGGUACUGGUAAAGUCACUGAUGUCUACCACUUUGAUGAUGAAGACACACCUUGCCCUUGCCAGGAAUGUGCCAGUUCCAAAACUCCUGCAAAGAUCUGGAAAGCGAUUUGGAUUAUGACAGCGAUGCACGUUGUGUUUGACGACACAGAAGUAGAGAGCACCACUGUUGAUUUCUUCUAUGAGGACGAAGAGUCCAAAAGCGACAUUGUCAAGCUGAAAGGUCUCCGAGUAGUGGACUUUAAUCUUGAUGGCGACUGGUGCAAGUUUGAAUGCGCCACCCACGACUUGGACUUCGCCCAAAGAAUCGAAGACGCGCUGAGCCCCAUGAUGGACCUCGGGGAGAAGAUUCAAGAAAAGUUUGAAGACGACGACGACCUGAACAUGGCCGUCAUAGCGUCCCACCCUCACGGCUGUGCCAAGUGUAUCACAGUGGGAAAGUGGAGCGACGUCCGGAAGUUUGAGAAGAAAAACGACAAUGUCCGGUGGACGACCUACAGCUACACGACAGCCACUUGCAAGGGGAGCAGUGGGGCGCCAGUCUGGAUCUUGGGAACGGAUAGACGCCACAUGUAUGCCUAUUACAGCCAUGUGCACAGCGAGGGGGGAGAUCCAACUACAGGAGAGCCCAAUAAAAGUGGAGCGGGCGAUGUACUAAAAACUUGGGAAAUCUAGAAAUUAUCUUUAAGAUUUUCUUGGCAAUCAUCAAGGUGGUCAUUCUAUGUGUUUUGCUAUUAUUAGCUCGUUGUCCACAAAGAAUUGUUCACAAAAUCUUUACGAGUUGAUGUUUUAUUAUUAUGUCUUAUUAAUUCAUGCAUUUUUCUCUAAUAUUAUUCUAUAUGUCAUUAAUUUGUACACCAAAUCCUGUGUAUGCUCUGUGUUUGUGUGCACGAAAAAAAAUGUGUGUUUUGUUUACUAGUGUACUGCAAAGUUUUCAUUAAACUAGGUGCCUAUUUU
Messenger RNA from Biomphalaria glabrata, 1573 nucleotides. RefSeq lists its product as uncharacterized. The transcript is spliced from 6 exons. The coding region runs from base 203 to 1291 and encodes 362 amino acids. Lineage: Eukaryota; Metazoa; Mollusca; Gastropoda; Planorbidae. The record is from RefSeq and is a predicted model, not a curated record.